This is a messenger RNA of Alternaria alternata, 1494 nucleotides long. RefSeq lists its product as hypothetical. NCBI's taxonomy places the organism in Eukaryota, Fungi, Ascomycota, Dothideomycetes, Pleosporales, Pleosporaceae. The transcript is spliced from 2 exons. The record is from RefSeq and is a predicted model, not a curated record. The coding region runs from base 262 to 1335 and encodes 357 amino acids.
GCCCGACAAGAAUCGCGACAUCGCAACUCCAGUGGCAAGACUCAUAAAGCGAUACCGCGAAGUAAUUUAUCAACCGUAGACCCCUCUGUGAACUCUAUCCUCUCGCAUGCAGACUGUUCAGAGAACGCUUCAUGUUAAUAUCUACCAGUUGCAAUCCCGUGUCUCUAAGCGCAACGCUGGCGGGUUACUGCAAAGUAUCCUUACGUCUGUCGUGAUCCCAGCGGAGCUGUGAGAUACACGACAAGGUCAUCUUUACCCACCAUGGCAACGGCCGACCUUGACCAGUCAAUGCUCUAUCCCAAGAUCACAACGCAUAUUCCAGAUAUCGUCGAGCAUCUGCACCGCUUGAACCGCGACCCUAGUCAUCCCAAUGUAAGCGUGGCCCUGGAGCCUGUACCCUUUAUCGGUACUGUCAAGCUUCAUGGUACGCAUGCAGAUAUACUCGUAUAUCCUGACGAUCGCAUCGUCUUCCAGUCGCGAAACAUCCCCGGUCUAUCUGUUGCAAAAGAUAACCAAGGUUUUGCAGCGACAAUGUUGAACAAAACCGAUGCCAUACUUCAACUGCGAAACCUGUACUUGGCACGAUGGAGAGAACUGAAUCCUAACGCAACGAUUGAAGAAAGUUUGCCCGUGCUCAUAGCCGGCGAAUGGAUAGGCGAGAAGAUACAAAAAGACGUCGCCAUCGCCCAACUCUCCCGCCGAUUCGUCGUAGUGUCAGUUAACAUCAACGGCCGAUGGCAGCAAGACCAGGAUUACCCUGAUAUCAAUUUGUCAGACCAUGAUAUCUACAACUCGUCAAGAUGUGGACAGUUCCACACAACACUCUACCCUGAAGACAUUGAGCGCACAGUAACCGAAGUGGAACGCAUGACCGAAGAAGUCGCUGCGCACUGUCCGUUUGCAGCAACUUUCGAUAUAUCCGGUCCGGGCGAAGGCAUUGUCUGGAAACCCGUUCCGCCUCAUUAUAAUGCCACCCCAGCUUUAUGGUUCAAGAGCAAAGGCGGAAAAUUCAAACCCACAUUCUUCCGCCUUCCAAAACAAACCGACACCAUGGACACAGUCAAAGAGAGGCGCAAAGCAGCCGCAGAUUCAGCAGUUGCGUGGUGCUCGCAACAGCGAUUAGAACAAGGCUGGGAUGUGCUGCGAGAAAAGGGUGUGGAACGAGAUGUAAGAGCGCUGGGAGACUUUUUGAAGUGGAUACAACUGGAUAUUUUGGAAGAAGAGAAGACGUACAUCAAAAGCUUUGGAGUUGAUGAGGCAAGCUUGAAGAUUGAAAUUGCCAAGAUUGCGAAACCAUGGUAUAGGGCGAAGCUGAGGCAACAAGACGAGUUGUGAUGCUUAAAAGAUCAAAUAAGGGUCACAAAGAGGCGACAUACUAGGCACCUACAGUGAGCUAUGACCAUGGGUUGAUAUGGAUUUUGCGUGUGUGACGAAAGCCGCCGGCUCUCGGAACAAGAUGCAAACUGGAAGUCACUCUUACAUCGAUCACUCUAU